Molecule: messenger RNA, 3811 nt
Organism: Chara braunii
Lineage: Eukaryota; Viridiplantae; Streptophyta; Charophyceae; Charales; Characeae
Source: the annotation of a GenBank genome assembly
GAGAGAGAGAGAGAGAGAGAGAGAGAGAGAGAGAGAGAGAGAGAGAGAGAGAGAGAGAGGGAGAGAGAGAGAGAGAGAGAGAGAUGGCGCAGAGGCAGUUGACACCGAAUUGUAUUGCGGAAAUACUGGCAAGAGGACAGUUAGAGAUUCAUCCUAUAGUCCAGGUUCUUGAUGUGAAGCGGAUUGGAUCGGCAGGCGCAACUCAAGAGCGUUUUCGGUUAGCUGUCUCAGAUGGCACUCAUAUUCAGCAGGCCAUGAUAGCGACGCAAAUGAACGAAAAAGUCAGGUCUGGAGAGCUUGGGCCUGGAUCAAUUCUCGAAUUGCAGGAGUACAUUUGUAAUAUCGUCCAGAGUCGCCAGAUCAUCAUCGUUCUGCAGUUUGAGAUUAUCGGAUACGAGCAAGACCAGAUUGGUUGCCCGGUUCCUAUUUCUGAUGGAUUAAGGGGAGGUUCGAGUCAGCAGCAGCUGCUGCCACCUCCUGGAAGUGCUCAAGAUACAGAGAGUUCUGGUGAUUUUGAGUCGAGUGCACAACCGCCACAGGAACCGAGAUCUGGACCAAUUAGACCGGGCGGAGAGGGACAGGCAAGGGAUGGGAACAUGACGAUGAUGCCACCUGCAAGACAUGCAGACGGUCCAGAGGUCAUGGCAGCCAGGGGCAGGGGAAGCAGUGGAACCCCUGGCCCAGGGAGUGUGUGCAAGCAAGAACCGCCAUCGAGCGCAGGUAGCUAUGGAACGAGUCGCCAGGCGUACACCAGUGAGCCUCAGCAUCCGUACGGGCGGAUGGGAGAUGGAGGAACAGCAAUGCCGCCACCGUUGUAUAGUCGAUCGGGUCCAGUUGCGAAGAAUGAAGCUGCUCCGCGCAUCAUCCCGAUCGCAGCGUUGAGUCCGUAUCAAGGACGGUGGACAAUCAAGGCAAGGGUGGGCGCAAAGCAGGAAAAGCGAUCCUAUAGCAAUGCGAGAGGCACUGGGUGCGUUUUCAGCUUUGACCUCCUCGAUACCAGCGGGGAGAUACGCGUCACGUGUUUCAACCAGGUUGCCGAAAGGUUUUACGAAAAGAUCGAGGUUGGUAGAGUGUACUACGUGUCCAAGGGAUCGCUGAAACCUGCGCAGAAGUCGUUUAAUCACCUCAACCAUGACUGGGAGAUUCUUCUCGAGAACUCCUCGACCAUCGAUCUUGUGGAAGAUGUAGAAUCUGCUAUACCUCUGCACAGAUUUGAUUUUAAGAUGAUCUCCCAUCUGGAAAAUAUAGAGAACAAUGCAAUGGUGGAUCUUAUUGGUCUUGUCACGGCCGUGCAUCCAACGCAACCGAUCUUGCGCAAAAAUGGCGUGGAAACCCAGAAAAGGGUGAUAACACUGCAGGACCGAUCUAAUAGGAGUGUGGAGCUUACCCUCUGGGGAGGGUUCUGCAUGAAAGAAGGUCAAGAGUUGCAGGACCUUUUAGACAGAGGAGGACCCCCGCCUGUCCUUGCAGUUAAGGCGGGUCGCGUGAACGAGUUCAGUGGUAAGUCGGUCGGGACCAUUUCUAGCACGUUGUUGCUCAUCGACCCCGAUAUCUCGGAGGCGGCGCAACUCAAGGGUUGGGCUGCACAAUCUGGCCGCAUCACGCCUGCUGUAUCGAUGUCGAGAGAAUCGGGCGGGGGGGGGGGAUUGGGCCGGAUGGACGCUCGGAAAACGAUUUCACAGAUCAAGGAUGAAGGUCUUGGAACAAGUGGACGGACCGAUUGGAUCACUCUUCGAGCGACAAUAGCAUUUAUUAAACAAGAAGCCUUUGCGUAUCAGGCGUGCCCGGAGCAGACUGGGGAUCGGACAUGUGGCAAGAAGGUGAUGGAAACAGGUGAUGGGCGCUACAGAUGUGAGAAGUGUGAUAAGUCCGUCCCAAACUGCGAGUACAGGUACAAGCUGAACUUUGAAGUGCAAGACCACACGGGCAAGACGUGGCUGACGGCGUUUCAAGACACGGGUGUUGCCGUCCUGUUAGAUACGACUGCACAGGAAAUGUGGGAGUGGAAGGAGAUGCAGGACCCCAGGUUUCAGCAGACAUUUACAGCGAGCUUGUUCCGCAAGCUCCUGUUCAAGGUGAAAGUGAAGGAGGAAACAUACAAUGACGAAACACGGGUCAAAUUGACAGUCGUGAAAGCCGAAAAAGUGAACUACGUGGAGGAGACCAGGGUCCUUGGAGACAUGAUACGAAGGAUGCAGGCAGGGCUUCCGAUGGACGGUGGGGUGGCGAAAGGGCAACCAACUCAACAGUCACAGCAAACGCAACAAGCACAACAAGCACAACAAACACAGGGUUAUGGAUCGGGGGCAGGAUCGUAUGGUGGAUCUAUGGGAGGAGGCGGGGGUGGCGGGUAUGGAGGAGGUGGAGGUGGUGGCUACGGGGGAGGUGGAAGACAGGGAGGUGGAGGAGGAGGAGGAGAGCAUGUAGGAGGAAGAGGUAAUGCUGCAGGGGACUGGGCCAGGUCAAGCUCUGGUAGCAUGGGAAGCGAAGGAGGGUAUGCAACCAGCAGGGGAGGUGGUGGCUAUGGUGCUGAAAACAAUGGAUAUAGUGGUGGUGGUAGUUGGAGAGAAGAUCCGGUAUGCUAUAAGUGUGAGAAGCCAGGCCAUGAACCAAGGGAUUGCCCCUCCUGGGGUCAAGGAGGCAACAGGGCAGUGGCUGGUGGGCCUGGAGGGUACCAGAGCAGCAGUGGAAGGAGCUCGACAGAAGGUCAGAAUUGCUUCAAGUGCCAACAACCUGGCCACUGGGCCAAGGAAUGCCCUAAUUCUGGUGGAGGUGGGGGUUAUGAGGGUGGAGGAGAUUAUCGUGGGGGGGGGAUGGCCAGCAGGGGCAGAGGGAGCUACGGUUAUGCAUGAGCCAAUCAAGGUCAACAUUGUGGGUAUGUAGAUCAACAAGCCAAGCCAAACAAACCUCGUCUUGUCUGAGAGAUGACGAUGGGGAUCGAGCAAUGGCGAUGGUUCUGUGCCACCCAUCGUUGGAGCCAGAGAGCCCAUCAAUGUCGUUCGAACUCGCUGCAGUGGGUGUGAGAAGCUGGGCCAUGAACCAAGGGAUUGCCCCUCCUGGGGUCAAGAGGCAACAGGGCAGUUGCAGGUUGGCAUGGAGGGUACCAGAGCAGCAGUGGAAGACUUCCAAGUGCCACCACCCUGGUCACCGGCACAAGAAUGUCCUGAUUUUGGUGCAGCUGGGGGUUAUGGGGCGAGAGGAGAUUAUCGUGUUGGGGGCAGAGGGGGUACGGUUGUGGAUGAGCCAAUUAAGUGCAACAAGAUUGUGGUUAUGUAGACGAACAAGCCAAGCCGAACAAACCUUGUCUGAGAGACGAGGAUGGUGAUGGUACGAUGGCAAUGGUUUUCUGCCCGCUCGAGCCAGAAACUCGUGGAUGUCGUCAUUCCAACUGGCUGGAUUUGCUCUUUCGGCUCGUGUCAUUGCUCGUGGACUUGUGGACAUUUGGGGAUUACAGUUUGCUGUUUUUAGGCGAGGAAUUUGGAGGUGUACAGCGCACAAGUGGGGAGCGGAGGGGAGAGUAGAAUUUUAAUUCUCGAUUUUGAAUCCCAAUUUUGAAUCACAAACUCAUGAUCUGAUCAUGAGAUAGUCACUGUGGUUUCUUACGACGGCUCCUGACCCCACACUCGAUGGGAUUCGGAUUCGAAUGCCGAGCUCCUUCAUCCGCGCCUGCAGGCCUGGGCACAAUGGAUAGUGUGGUAGCCCCAUUACUGGGCAAGCGUGCAAUUCGGCCAGGCCCGGCCAGGUGUGCCAUGGGAGGGACAGAACUGUAAUUAGACAACUGCAACGCCUGGGGAGCAUUAGCUUCUUGUUU